GCCGGUCCCUCCCUCCGCGCCCGCUCUCCCUUUUGUGAGUUAUAGCAACCGUUGCCUUGUGAGUCGAGCGCCAUAGUCACCGUAGUCCUGGCGACUGUUACCCAUCAACAACAGCCGCUCCGCGCCCGCUCCUGCUCCUCCUCCUCCUGCCGCUGCUCCGCACCCCCCGCCUCACCGUCACCCACCACCACCACAACAACAACAACAACCGCAGCCGCCGCCAGCACCAGCAGCGACAGCGGGAGCGCCGCCGCAGCCCGCCCCGGCACAGAGAUCACAAUGCAGACAUCAGAGACUGGGGCGGAUACAAGUUCGACUGUGACUUUACAGACAUCUGUGGCUGGCCAGGCAGCAGUGCCCACACAGGUAGUACAGCAAGUACCAGUUCAGCAACAGGUACAGCAAGUGCAGACUGUGCAACAGGUACAGCAUGUCUACCCAGCCCAGGUUCAGUAUGUGGAGGGAAGUGACACAGUCUACACUAAUGGAGCUAUCCGAUCAACAACUUACCCUUACACAGAAACCCAGAUGUACACUCAAAACACUGGGGGAAAUUAUUUUGAUACUCAAGGAAGUUCUGCACAGGUGACAACAGUGGUCUCGUCUCACAGCAUGGUGGGCACUGGAGGGAUUCAGAUGGGCGUAACGGGAGGACAACUCAUCAGCAGCUCAGGAGGGACCUAUCUGAUUGGGAAUUCAAUGGAAAAUUCUGGUCACACAGUGACUCACACAACGCGGGCCUCCCCAGCGACAAUUGAAAUGGCGAUUGAGACACUGCAAAAGUCUGAUGGUCUGUCCACUCACAGAAGCUCUCUUCUCAACAGCCAUCUUCAGUGGCUUUUAGACAACUAUGAAACUGCAGAAGGAGUGAGCCUUCCAAGAAGUACCCUUUACAACCAUUACUUACGGCAUUGUCAGGAACACAAAUUGGAUCCAGUCAAUGCUGCUUCCUUUGGAAAACUCAUACGGUCAAUCUUCAUGGGACUACGGACCAGAAGACUUGGAACUAGGGGAAACUCCAAAUACCAUUACUAUGGGAUUCGUGUCAAGCCAGACUCUCCUCUUAAUCGCCUACAAGAGGACAUGCAAUAUAUGGCAAUGAGACAACAGCCCAUGCAGCAGAAACAGAGGUAUAAGCCUAUGCAGAAAGUGGAUGGAGUUGCAGAUGGCUUCACAGGAAGUGGUCAACAGACAGGCACAUCUGUUGAACAAACUGUAAUUGCCCAAAGUCAACAUCAUCAACAGUUUCUAGAUGCAUCUCGAGUACUGCCAGAGUUUGGGGAAGUUGAAAUCUCUUCUCUGCCAGAUGGUACUACCUUUGAGGACAUCAAAUCACUGCAGAGUCUUUAUCGAGAGCACUGUGAGGCUAUACUGGAUGUGGUUGUUAAUCUUCAAUUCAGCCUGAUAGAAAAAUUGUGGCAAACUUUCUGGCGCUAUUCUCCCUCUGCUCCACCUGAUGACACUCCUGUCACUGAACCAAGCAAUCUGAGUGAAAUAGAAAGUCGACUUCCAAAAGCAAAGCUGAUUACUCUGUGCAAGAAUGAGUCUAUUCUGAAAUGGAUGUGUAACUGUGACCAUGUGAUGUACCAGGCUUUGGUGGAGAUUCUCAUUCCUGACGUCCUUAGACCUAUUCCUAGUGCCUUGACCCAAGCCAUUCGCAAUUUUGCAAAAAGCCUUGAAGGUUGGCUUUCAAAUGCCAUGAACAAUAUUCCACAGAGGAUGAUACAAACCAAGGUUGCCGCUGUAAGUGCCUUUGCCCAGACUCUGCGAAGAUAUACAUCUCUUAAUCACCUGGCUCAAGCAGCUCGUGCUGUGCUUCAAAAUACUUCUCAAAUCAACCAGAUGCUCAAUGAUCUUAACCGUGUUGAUUUUGCCAAUGUUCAGGAGCAGGCUUCCUGGGUGUGCCAGUGUGAUGACAACAUGGUUCAGAGACUAGAAACAGAUUUCAAGAUGACUCUUCAACAGCAGAGCACUCUGGAGCAGUGGGCUGCCUGGCUUGAUAAUGUAAUGAUGCAAGCGUUGAAACCAUAUGAAGGAAGACCCAGCUUUCCUAAAGCCGCACGGCAAUUUCUGUUAAAAUGGUCUUUCUACAGCUCAAUGGUGAUUCGAGAUUUAACCUUGCGCAGUGCUGCUAGCUUUGGCUCUUUUCAUCUGAUCCGCUUGCUUUACGAUGAAUACAUGUUUUACUUAGUAGAACAUCGUGUUGCUCAGGCAACAGGAGAGACACCUAUUGCAGUUAUGGGAGAGUUUGGUGAUUUAAAUGCUGUAUCCCCUGGAAAUAUGGAUAAAGAUGAGGGCAGUGAAGUUGAAAGUGAAAUAGAUGAAGAGCUGGAUGAAAGUGGAGAGCCACAAGCCAAGAGAGAGAAAACUGAGCUAAACCAGGCAUUCCAGGUGGGCUGCAUGCAGCCAGUGCUCGAGAGUGGAGUACAGCAGAACCUCCUUAACCCAAUUCAUAAUGAGCACAUUGUUGCAACUACCCAGACUAUCAGACAGUGCAGUGCUACUGGAAACACAUAUACUGCAGUCUAAUGUGAAACCUCCCUCGCCUCCAACACACGCCCCAUUGCGUUAGUCCUUUAGGUUUAAUAUGAAAAAAAAAAAAAAAAAAAAAAAA
Pipra filicauda (Wire-tailed manakin) is the source of this 2614-nucleotide messenger RNA. RefSeq names its product regulatory factor X3 (gene RFX3). Gene Ontology annotation, biological process: regulation of transcription by RNA polymerase II. The transcript is spliced from 17 exons. The record is from RefSeq and is a predicted model, not a curated record. NCBI's taxonomy places the organism in Eukaryota, Metazoa, Chordata, Aves, Passeriformes, Pipridae. The coding region runs from base 280 to 2529 and encodes 749 amino acids. Gene Ontology annotation, cellular component: nucleus. Gene Ontology annotation, molecular function: RNA polymerase II cis-regulatory region sequence-specific DNA binding; DNA-binding transcription factor activity, RNA polymerase II-specific.